CUUCGUUCCAAGGUUUUAAGCACAAAAACCUGUUGUAGUUCGAACUUCGAAACACUAGCAGACUCCAUAGUCAGUCUUAUCUACACAGAGAGAAUGGCGGACGCGGCACAAGAUAUCGAGACCCCUACGAAAGAAGCCAAGGGUUUGGCACACGAUAUCGAGUCCCAGAUCAAAGACGCUAUGGACUCACGCGUUGCACACUUCAAAGAACAAUCCGAUUCUUUGACAUUUGAGGGGGUACGGAGAUUGUUAGAGAAAGACUUGGGGUUGGAGCCAUAUGCUUUGGAUGUGCAUAAGAGACUUGUAAAGCAAUGCUUGCUGGAGUGCUUAGAUGGUGCUGAUUCUGAUAAUGCCUCUAAGAUGUCUGGGGAGAUGGGGGAAAAACACGUGAAUAGAGAAGUGGCAGAUUCAUCGGAGGGUCUUCAUUCCAAGAAAGAUGUAAAGGAUUCAGAAGACUCUCCAGUUAUGGGUCUUUUGACAGGACAUAAAACAACCAAAGUUGAACACGGGGAAGCUAAAGGCAGUAAAAAUAAAGAGUUUCCAAGUGAGAGCACGAUAAAGAAAGCUAUUAGAAAAAGAUCUUCUUACGUCAAAGCUAAUUCUGAGAAGGUUACGAUGGCGGGACUUCGUCGACUUCUGGAGGAAGAUCUUGAACUUGAGGAAUAUACUCUCGACUCCUAUAAAAAGUUCAUAAGUCAGCAAUUAGAUGACGUAUUGAAAUCUUGUGAACCUUCUGAAGAAAAACUUGCAAGUAAUGUCAGGAAAAAUGUUAAGAAAAAUUCCAAGAGGAAAGCAUCCAAAACGGUCGGCAGUGAUGAGAGUUCUGAUUCCUCAGACAGCAAGGAUGAUGGGGAAGAAGAAGAUGAAGAAGUGAAACCUAGAAAGAAAAGCAUUCCAAAAGGAAAGGUGCAGAACACUGAUGUUAAAAAACGUGGAAGACCUGUAAAGGAGACCAACAUAUCUAGCAGGAAGCGGAGAAAGGCUGCAGAAACAAUACCAGAGGAAAAUAGUGAUGCAGAAGAUGGUGGAAAUGUCUCUGAAAAUGGUCACUCUGAAUCUUCUGAAGAGAAACCUGUGAAGAUGCAGAAGAAAGAAGUUUCAAAUCCUGCAUAUGGGAAACGUGUGGAGCAUCUGAAAUCAGUUAUCAAAUCAUGUGGAAUGAGUGUUCCCCCAUCAAUUUACAAGAAAAUAAAGCAGGCACCUGAGAACAAACGUGAGGCCCACUUGAUAAAGGAGUUGGAGGAAAUAUUAUCCAAAGAAGGGUUAUCCGCAAAUCCUUCAGAAAAGGAAAUCAAGGAAGUUAGAAAGAGAAAGGAAAGAGCAAAAGAACUUGAAGGCAUUGACAUGAGCAAUAUUGUACAGAGUUCACGUAGAAGGUCUACAUCCAGUUUUGUAGCUCCUCCAAAGCCCAAAAUUCCAGUUGAAAGCAAGGGUGACGAUGCUGAAGAUUCUGAUAAAGAUAAUGAUGAAGAUAAUGAUGAAGAUGAUGAGGAGGAGGAAGUAGAAGAUGAUAAUAAUGAUGAUGAAGAUGAUGAUGAUAAUGGUGGUGAUGAUGACAGUCAGAGUGAAGAGUUUGACGAGGAUGCUGAUGAAGACAGCGAUUAAAUUCUUUAUAUGCAAGACUUGCAAGAUUACUGAUCAUAACAGAAGCCUGAACAGAUAGCGUAAGAAUGUAUAUUGUAAUUUAAUUUGCUACUCCCAAUCUUGUUUUGUGUGUGGCAGUGGUAGUUUUUGAUGGAGAAUUUGCCAAGUAGGACUUUCAACUUCAGCUGUAUCAGUGACUCUCAUAAGGCGUAUAUCCUUGGCAGGAGAAAGUAGUAUGGUUAUCAAUCAUGUAGGAUUAGUAAGUUGGUGUCGUUUGCAAUAACGAGUGACAAAGGCAUGAGUUGGGACUCUUGAUUAGUUUUACCACCCAAA
Molecule: messenger RNA, 1917 nt
Organism: Carya illinoinensis
Lineage: Eukaryota; Viridiplantae; Streptophyta; Magnoliopsida; Fagales; Juglandaceae
Product: glutamic acid-rich protein-like
Exons: 9
Coding region: 94-1605 (503 amino acids)
Cellular component (GO): nucleus
Source: RefSeq, a predicted model, not a curated record